UUACGAAUGUUUACUCUCUUUCUACUCGCAUUCAACCUUCAAUCCUCUCUCUCUCUAAUUACUCUUCACACUUCCACACAAACACAAACCAACCGCCAUCCCUCUCUCUCUCUCACACACACAGCAUCAACCCACAUUCAACUCCUCUCUCUCUCUCUCUCUCGUCUCCGCAUCAAACUGCUGUACCACUUUCCCCUUAAAGCUCUAAUUUUUGGGUGAAAUUUCGCAAUUCUUCCUUUCUCACCAUAUUUUCAACUCUCAUUUAAUCAUUUCUGGCAUCAAAUUAAAGCUCCGCUUGCAGCUUUUUUACAAAUCCAUGUAGACAAUCGGUCAAUAAAGCAAAUCAUGUUAUGCGAAAUCAUUUCAUCUCCGCCCAGGCCCCACGCCAAACCUUCUCUCUCUCUCUAGAAAUUGAGGAUUUCCUUUGAUGAUUCUGCGAUGAAGAAUUUCCAGUGGCUGAAGCAGAUAGCGAACACGCACAGCAAGCUGGAGAGGAGGCUGUCGCUGGGGGAGUACAAGCGCGCGAUUUCAUGGUCGAAAUACCUGAUUUCGUCGGGAGCGGAGAUCAAGGGCGGCGGUGAGGAGGAGUGGAGCGCUGACAUGUCGCAGCUCUUCAUCGGCAACAAAUUCGCCUCCGGGAGGCACAGCAGGAUCUACAGAGGCGUCUACAAGCAGCGAGACGUCGCGAUUAAGCUCAUCAGCCAGCCUCAGGAAGAUGGGGAUUUGGCUGCAUUUUUGGAGAAACAGUUCACUUCUGAAGUUGCUCUCUUGUUCAGGCUCAGGCACCCCAACAUCAUCUCUUUCAUUGCAGCAUGUAAGAAACCCCCAGUAUUUUGUAUUAUCACAGAGUACUAUCCCGGUGGCUCCCUUAGAAAGUACCUCCACCAGCAAGGGCCGCAUUCGCUCCCCCACGACCUCGUGCUGAGGCUGGCGCUUGACAUUGCGCACGGCAUGCAGUAUCUUCAUGCUCGGGGGAUUCUUCAUCGGGAUCUUAAAUCCGAGAACCUUCUGCUCGAUGAGGAUAUGUGUGUCAAGGUAGCGGAUUUUGGCAUCUCAUGUUUGGAGACACAGUGUGGCAGUGCCAAGGGAUUCACGGGCACCUAUCGCUGGAUGGCCCCGGAAAUGAUCAAGGAGAAACACCACACGAAGAAAGUCGAUGUUUACAGUUUUGGCAUUGUCAUGUGGGAGCUGCUAACUGCGUUGAUACCUUUUGACGACAUGACUCCAGAACAAGCAGCGUUUGCAGUAUGCCAGAAGAAUGCAAGGCCGCCGCUGCCUUCUACGUGCCCUGCAGCAUUUAGCCGUCUCAUCCGGCGUUGCUGGUCGAGCAAUCCAGACAAGCGGCCGCAUUUUGAUGAGAUCGUAAGCAUACUCGAGGGCUACUCGGAAUCUCUAGGGCGAGACCCGGAAUUCUUUUCCUCGUAUGAGCCGUCAGAGGGAUAUGCUCUUGCAAGGUGCAUACCGAAGUGUAUUGCAGCUCGUCGAUCCCCGCCGGUCGGGACAUGAGGACCUGUCCGAUCAGGUGUGAUGGAUGCUAAAUGCAUUGUAGUAGUUUUCAUCAAUGUUAGGAAUGAGUUUGAUUUGUGAUUUAAGGUGCAAUUGAUUCCUUCUACAACCAUUUAGUUUUUCCUUUCUUCUAUGGAAUGUUGUGGAGUUGAGAUAGUUCUCUUUGAUUACUCUCCAAAAUGGGGAUGAUAAUUCUAAAGAGAAAAUUCUGUUAGAAAAAAGUGUAGUAUCAUGGAAAAUUUAAUUUAAUAUUUUAACUUUUUAGCAAA
Molecule: messenger RNA, 1775 nt
Organism: Salvia hispanica
Lineage: Eukaryota; Viridiplantae; Streptophyta; Magnoliopsida; Lamiales; Lamiaceae
Product: serine/threonine/tyrosine-protein kinase HT1-like
Biological process (GO): protein phosphorylation
Molecular function (GO): ATP binding; protein serine/threonine kinase activity
Source: RefSeq, a predicted model, not a curated record